Gymnodraco acuticeps is the source of this 1896-nucleotide messenger RNA. It is a transcript of the gene ube3d, whose product is annotated as ubiquitin protein ligase E3D. NCBI's taxonomy places the organism in Eukaryota, Metazoa, Chordata, Actinopteri, Perciformes, Bathydraconidae. The transcript has 10 exons. The coding region runs from base 185 to 1387 and encodes 400 amino acids. The record is from RefSeq and is a predicted model, not a curated record. Gene Ontology annotation, molecular function: ubiquitin conjugating enzyme binding; ubiquitin protein ligase activity; cyclin binding. Gene Ontology annotation, cellular component: nucleus; cytosol; ubiquitin ligase complex. Gene Ontology annotation, biological process: protein polyubiquitination; proteasome-mediated ubiquitin-dependent protein catabolic process; protein autoubiquitination.
UGUCGUCACGCUGCAGACUGAUAGCAUCCUCUGAUUCCACUAGCUGUUUGAAUCAGAUACAUGUGAUUUUACGUGUGUAUCUCUCUAUGCUAAAAAGCUACCCAGAGCCCGCUAGCUAGCCUACUCUAAGUUUUUUAUUAGCGUAUAGUUUAUUUUGUAUUAUUUCUUAAUAUUGGCUGGCUGAAUGGCAGACUUUGAGAAGGCAUCCAGAACACAUGGAGUUGGAGUCUUCUUAGAGCUGAGGAAAAGGCUCCAGAGUGGACUGCUUAUCGUCGGGAAAGAUGUGGCCAGAAGUCCUGCAGACGUGGUGGUGUCGGGUGAAUAUUCUUCUCUCCUCGUGUUCACUCCCAGAGGCGAGCUGAGCCUCACUCUGCCUGCAGGCGUCACCUUAGAGCCAGGAUCCUGCUUCCCAACACCCGCGGGAGAAUCCUGCGGAGAGGAGCUGCAUUUCAGGCUGCGCAUCAAUGUCAAGCCGAGCACGGAGGAAGAGGCUUCUGACAACGUGAUGGAGACACUCCGGGCCAAAGAGACUUAUUGCUUCCACUGCCAGGGCUGCAUGACCAGGCUGCUGGAGGACAGAGUGUUCAAGCGAGUUCUUCCUCUCCCUAACGGCAACUGGAACUCCAUCGUGGACGACUGGUGCUGCCACCCCGACCCCUUCGCUAAGAAGCUGCUGCCCCGAGCCGAGGACUGUCUGCUGGGAGACACCUUCCUCCUCCUCGCCAGAGACAGCAGCUGUGAACACACCCUCACUGUGGAAGAGGCACCUGUUGACUCAGAGGACGGGCAAGAUUCAAAGAAGACAUGCCGCCGAGUGGCACUGGUCUCCUGCAAGAGCUGCUCAUCAGUGCUGGGAGAGGCUGUAGCACCAGAGACGGUGAAACUGUACAUCACACAGGUGGUGGUGGAGCGAGCAGAGGGAGACAGAGAGCCAGAAACUUCACUUAACAGGUCGCUGUUCCUGGAGAAGACCAUCGCAGCCCGGCUGUUGGGGCUGUCCUCCUCGAUGAGCACCUUCCACUUCUCCGUUCAGACUCCUGAUGGAAAAACCUUCUUAUUGCUCUGGCUCCUGAACAGCGACUCCAUCACAGCGUCGGUCCCGGAGACGUGUGUGGGGGGGGAGAGCUCUGUUGAAUCCCUCUCUCCUCACAGUCCAUCACCUACAGCUGCCACAGUCCUGAAACUCCUCUACACCUCCUGCUCCGACACAAGCACCCAGCACAGAGACAUUGCAGAUAGUUGGGAGGCCAACGCCAUUGGACAUGCUGUGGUGCUGCCGCUGAAGGUGUGUGAGGAGCUGCUGCAAGUGAUAGAGGACAGCAACUCUAUACUUCCUGCGUCGAUGCGUCGCAUGAGGUCCUAUGAGGUGGCAUACCUGAGACUGUGAUGUCAAAGGGCAAAUGACAGGAGGUCAAGAAUCUACUCCUCACUCUUGGAGACUUCAAAAGGACUUUGAAGGCAGCUGAGAGAGGAACUUCUGUGAACAUGUACUGUAAUGUCUGCAUAUGUCAAAGUGACAUUCUGCACAGCUUUCCAGAAAGUAUGAGAAAACGAUUACUACAGAAGUACAUGCAGCGAGAGUAGCUUGUGUAGUCAAGUCAAGCUGUGGUUUCUGGCUGCUUCCAUCAACAUGGUAGUGUGUCAUCAACUGCAAACGGAUUCAUGUUGAAACAGGCUUCUUAAUGUUCACCCAUAUCCAGUAAUUGCUAAACCAGCAGGGAAUUACAUCAUCAAAAUAGUUUUCCAUAGAAUAUAUAAUUAUAUCUCUGUGUAGUUUAUAAUGUUUAUUCCGGAUGUAUCAUAGUGGCUGUAUGUGUUUGUCCAUUCAUAAGCUUUUUUCUUUUUUUUCUUACCAUUCUCAACUAAACAGAUUAAACUGUAUUUUCUUUAAAAUAA